CCUUGAAUCAUUUAAAUGCUUUUGCUCUAGAAAAACAGCAUUUUUUGUAGCUGUUAGGCUAUUUAUGUAAGUUUAGCCUGUUUUAUUCUAAGAGGGUUAACAGACUGUAGCUAUAUUAAUAAAUAGCGUACAAAAAUGCGCGUUGAAAUUGGGAUUUUAAAAUUGUACGUCCUCAAAACACACAGUAGCCUGGAGGUUUCAGCUAUGAUGCAUUUAUUACUGCAGAUCUGCCAGUAAUUGGCCUAGUAGAUGUUUGGCGCAGUACUAUUACAAUAUCCAAAGCUCAGUAAUAAAUAUCAUCACUUGAGGCCAGUUUAUUAGUGACAAACCGCUGGACUAGUGAAGCCCCACCGGGCUGAAACACCUGCGCGUUCGCUGCUAACGUCUUUAACUCGUCACUACGGCAACCGUGAAAACACACCGGCGACCGACACAGUACCGGUGCCGUCUGGCUGCUCCCCGGACGCUGCCAACGAGCAAAGGAGCGCCUGCAUGGAGCAGUUUCCCCCCAAAUUUAGCAAGGUGUUGGUCACCCCCGACCCUCAUUACACACCAGGGUACGCAGGCUACUGCCCACAGCUGAAAUACCACCUGGGGGAGACGUACGGAAAGCUGACGGCCAAGCUCCUCACCUGUCCGGAUAUCUCCCACUCUCGCAGACUAGUGCUGCAGUCCACGUCCACGGAGACGCCCAUGCAGCUGCGCGCUGAGAUCUGGAGACGUCACACAGCACAUGGCAGGCAGCUGCAGAGAAUGAUACCAGGCUACACGGGUUUCGUUCCUAAAAGUCAGAACUACUUCUCAAAGACGUACGCAGAGACUUGUCGAGAGGCCCUGAGAGAGUUUGACUCUGAUCAAAGGAGGAGAGUUCAGCUGGAUCCUGAAGAGAAUGAGCCCACAAUCACCUAUACACUCCCUGACUUUAAACCACAGAAGCUGAACACGCCUCUGACAGCCAUCUGUAAAGAGCCUGUUUCUUAUAAAGCUGUGGACCGAUGGAAGCCACAAGGCUCUCCAUACUUCAUAGAAGACAGCAGUCCACAUAAAUACUUCAUCUCAGGGUUUACUGGUUAUGUGCCUAAAGCCCGAUUCCUGAUUGGAACCAGCUACCCAGUCACCACCAACAAGGCACUGAUACAGUUUGGUAAGGAGAUGAAGGCUGGUUACAAUGCCCUCAGCCUGGAGAGAGAAGCGGCUGAGAAUCUGCCCCAGGUCCACACUAUCUACCCCUCCCACCAAGGCCUGAUGCCCUCGUACACAGGCCAUGUGCCAGGGUACAAAUUUCGAUAUGGCCACCCGUUUGGACAGCUCACCAGCGAAGCAUUCAGCGGUACCCGCGGAGAGAAGAAGAGCAGGACAGGAGUCCUGGACCUCUAGCUGGACCGUGCCAGCAGGUCUGGGCCUCCAACUGCAAUUAAAGGAAUCUGUGUUGGCUAAAACACAACAAGACUUGGUUUUGAAUGGAAACCUGUAGGUUUGCAUAGGGAACUGUUCUAAAAGUACAUUCUAAAUCUACUUAAAAUGUGAUUGACAUAUUGUUUUUACUUGGCAAUUUUAAGAUGGUAAAAAAAAAUUAAUGUUCAAUAUAUCACAUAAUUAUAAAAUAUGUAUAAAAUGACUAGUAAAGCACUCUAGAAAUAUUA
Molecule: messenger RNA, 1643 nt
Organism: Electrophorus electricus (electric eel)
Lineage: Eukaryota; Metazoa; Chordata; Actinopteri; Gymnotiformes; Gymnotidae
Gene: cimip2b
Product: ciliary microtubule inner protein 2B
Source: RefSeq, a predicted model, not a curated record